Messenger RNA from Helianthus annuus (common sunflower), 444 nucleotides. Its product is annotated as ankyrin repeat-containing protein ITN1-like. Lineage: Eukaryota; Viridiplantae; Streptophyta; Magnoliopsida; Asterales; Asteraceae. Bases 1 to 444 code for a protein of 147 amino acids. The record is from RefSeq and is a predicted model, not a curated record. The transcript has a single exon.
AUGGCAUUUGCAGCCGCGUUCACCGUCCCAGGUGGAAAUCAAGACGAUGGAAAACCGUUGUUCCAAAGCAAACCAACAUUUAUGCUUUUUAUCAUAUCAGAUGCGAUCGCAUUGUUUUCUUCAGCAACUUCAGUGUUGAUGUUUCUAGGGAUUCUUACUUCACGGUAUGCAGAAGCUGACUUCCUUUACGCAUUACCAAAAAGAUUGACGAUUGGACUUCUUUCGUUAUUCAUGUCGUUAGCAGCAACUAUGAUUGCAUUUAGUUCGGCUCUUGCACUCGUGCUUGAAGGUAAAGUUACAUGGAUUGCAGCUCCACUUGUUAUAGCAACAAGUAUUCCAGUUUGUUUAUUUGGCUUGUUACAAUUUCCUUUACUUGUGGAGCUAGUUAACUCCACAUAUGGAAAAAGCAUCUUUCACCAACAGAAUGUUCGAAGAAUUCAUUAA